Folsomia candida is the source of this 818-nucleotide messenger RNA. RefSeq lists its product as uncharacterized. The transcript is spliced from 5 exons. The record is from RefSeq and is a predicted model, not a curated record. Lineage: Eukaryota; Metazoa; Arthropoda; Collembola; Entomobryomorpha; Isotomidae. Bases 112 to 675 code for a protein of 187 amino acids.
CCAAAUCCAUCCCUUACUUUAGUCUCAAUUCCUACUUCUCUCUUCCUGGUUGAAUUUAAUUUCUAACCUUGUCUCAAAGUUGAAAGUAUUUUAUCCCCAAACAAUUUGGAAAUGGGAAAAAUCGCCCUUCUUCUUCUUGUCGUGUUUUUAGCAAAUUGUGCAUCUGGGUCGGAACCGCAUUUUAAGGGAAGGAUGGCAAGAACAGCAACGAUUAGUCCUAAUUUUUCGGAGAAGAGGAUGCGGAAUUUAGGCGGAUAUAAGAGUGGUGGUAAAAACAGUCUUCUUUACGCCACCAGAGUUCAGGGAUCCAUGAUCGUGGGCUCAUAUUAUGGAGACGAUGGUUCCGUCUGGAGCCAGGUGGAACCGAGCGGAUACCCUUACAAAGGAUAUUUUCAUUUUGUCAACAAAUUGACUGGAUACUGCCUCCAAGCGGGGAGUUCCACUGGUUAUGGCGUCGUUGAGAAUGAGGACAGAGCCGUCAUCAUGCCCUGUGAUGGGGGUGAACCGACACAAAUAUUCUCCAACGCAGACUAUUACGGGGUUGGCACAGAGCAGUUUAAAGAUCUCAGUAGCGGGAAAUGCCUCACGAUGGAAGUGGACACGAGUGAGGUGUACAUGUAUGACUGCGGCUAUUACAAUGAUAACCAAUGGUGGGACAUGUUCAGGGGUUGGUAAUCCCGUCCAGUUGGAGAAAUUUCGUUCUCUCAUUGCCUUAAUCAUGCAACGGGCAUAUUUGUUCUAUUUAUAUGCACUGGUUGUUGUUCACUUGGUAUUUUAAAUAAGUUUUUGUAAUAAAUUAAUUUCUCAGCUAAAAAAUA